Molecule: messenger RNA, 5835 nt
Organism: Penicillium pulvis
Lineage: Eukaryota; Fungi; Ascomycota; Eurotiomycetes; Eurotiales; Aspergillaceae
Product: 1,3-beta-glucan synthase
Exons: 3
Coding region: 1-5835 (1944 amino acids)
Biological process (GO): fungal-type cell wall polysaccharide biosynthetic process; (1->3)-beta-D-glucan biosynthetic process
Cellular component (GO): plasma membrane; 1,3-beta-D-glucan synthase complex
Molecular function (GO): 1,3-beta-D-glucan synthase activity
Source: RefSeq, a predicted model, not a curated record
AUGGCGGGCUACGAAGCAGGCGGCCAUUAUGAUGAUGGUUACGCCCAGGCAGGUCAUGGUGACGCCUAUUAUCAGGAUGAGCAUGGGCAUGAGCAGGCCCAGGGCUACUACGACAACCAGACAUAUGGUGAUGGAUACUACGAUAGAGCCGCAGCAGGAGGUGAAUACUACGACGGUGAGCACCCAGCAGGAUAUGCCGACGGUGGUCAUGAGGCCGCAGGUGCUGCCCAUGGGUCUUAUUACGAAGGCGGCCAGCACGAUGAAUACUACGGCGACCAACAAUAUUAUGACCAGGGCCAAGCUCGCGGCCGUCGCGGUGACUCCGAGGAGGAUUCCGAGACAUUCAGCGACUUCACCAUGAGGUCGGAGACUGCCCGUGCAGCGGACAUGGACUACUAUGGUCGUGGUGACGAGCGUUACAACAGCUACGGGGGAAGUCAAUACGGUGGUCAGAGUGGAUAUGGUGGCUACCGGCCCCCGUCUUCGCAGGUUUCCUAUGGCGGAAACCGAUCGUCCGGUGCAUCCACACCUGUCUAUGGCAUGGAAUACGGAAACGCGUUGCCGGCUGGCCAGCGUUCGCGGGAGCCAUAUCCGGCUUGGACUUCCGAUGCUCAAAUUCCUCUGUCCAAGGAGGAAUUGGAGGACAUUUUCUUGGAUUUGGUGAACAAAUUUGGUUUCCAGAGAGACAGCAUGCGUAACAUGUACGACCACAUGAUGACUCUCCUCGACUCGCGUGCCUCUCGUAUGACCCCGAACCAGGCCUUGCUGUCAUUGCAUGCCGACUACAUCGGUGGACACAACGCCAACUACCGCCGUUGGUACUUUGCGGCUCACUUGGACCUCGAUGAUUCUGUUGGUUUUGCCAACAUGAAGCUCGGCAAGGCGGAUCGGAAGACCCGCAAGGCUCGCAAGGCCGCCCAAAAGGCCGCGAAACAAAACCCGGAGAACGAAGAGGAGACUCUGGAAGCGCUUGAAGGCGACAACAGUCUGGAAGCAGCCGAAUACCGCUGGAAGUCUCGCAUGAACCGGAUGUCUCAGCAUGACCGUGCCCGUCAAAUUGCUUUGUACCUUCUCAUCUGGGGUGAAGCCAACCAGGUUCGAUUCUUGCCUGAGUGCAUUUGUUUCAUCUUCAAGUGUGCCGAUGACUACUACACAUCCCCCGAGUGCCAAAACCGUGUUGAGCCCGUCGAGGAGUUCACCUACCUGAACGAGAUCAUCACACCCCUCUACCAGUACUGCCGUGACCAGGGAUACGAAAUUCUGGAUGGCAAGUACGUGCGUCGUGAGCGUGACCACAAUGAGAUCAUUGGUUACGACGACAUGAACCAACUGUUCUGGUACCCCGAGGGUAUUGAGCGCAUUGCUUUUGAGGACAAGACCCGUUUGGUCGACUGCCCUCCUGCUGAGCGAUGGCCCAAGCUAAAGGACGUUGUGUGGACCAAGGCUUUCUUCAAGACUUACAAGGAAACCCGAUCCUGGUUCCACAUGGUUACCAACUUCAACCGUAUCUGGGUUAUUCACUUGUGUGCUUUCUGGUUCUUCACUGCCUACAACGCUCCUACUCUCUAUACCGAUCACUACACCCAGCAAGCGAACAACAAACCUACUGCAGCCAAGUACCUUGGUGCGGUCGGCUUCGGUGGUGCACUUGCAGCCUUCAUUCAGAUCUUUGCUACCAUUUGCGAGUGGGUCUAUGUUCCACGUCGAUGGGCGGGAGCUCAGCAUCUGAGCAAGCGUUUCUGGUUGCUCCUUUGCGUGUUCAUUGCCAAUCUAGUGCCUGGUGUCAUCAUCUUUGGUUUCCUCGAUAAGUUCGGCAGUGCCGCACACGCCGUCGGUCUUGCUCUUGGAAUUGUUCACUUCGUCAUGGCGCUUUGCACUGCUUCCUUCUUCGCCAUCCAGCCCCUGGGUGGUCUGUUCGGAAGUUAUAUGAACAAGAACGGUCGCAAGUAUGUGGCCAGUCAGACAUUCACCGCCAGUUUCCCUCGUCUGUAUGGAAACGAUAUGUGGAUGUCCUACGGUCUCUGGGUUUGUGUCUUCGGUGCCAAACUGGCUGAGUCUUACUUCUUCUUGACCCUUUCGCUGAAGGACCCGAUUCGCAUCUUGUCUCCCAUGUCAAUUUGGGAGUGCACAGGUGUCUACUGGAUCGGCAACGCUCUGUGUCACAAGCAGCCCCAGAUCUUGCUGGGUCUCAUGUUCUUCAUGGAUUUGACACUUUUCUUCCUGGACAGUUACUUGUGGUACAUUAUUUGUAACACUAUCUUCUCAGUGGCCCGAUCGUUCUACCUUGGUGUGUCUAUCUGGUCGCCUUGGCGAAACAUCUUCUCCCGUCUGCCCAAGCGUAUCUACUCCAAGGUGCUUGCCACCACAGAUAUGGAGAUCAAGUACAAGCCCAAGGUUCUGAUCUCGCAAGUGUGGAACGCUAUUAUUAUUUCCAUGUACCGUGAACAUCUCUUGGCCAUUGACCACGUCCAGAAGCUGCUUUACCACCAGGUUCCCUCAGAGCAGGAAGGCAAGCGGACUCUUCGCGCCCCUACCUUCUUCGUGUCCCAGGAAGAUCAAUCCUUCAAGACAGAGUUCUUCCCGGCUGGCAGUGAGGCUGAACGCCGUAUCUCCUUCUUCGCCCAAUCCUUGUCUACUCCGAUGCCCGAGCCAUUGCCCGUCGACAACAUGCCCACCUUCAGUGUCCUCAUCCCCCACUACAGUGAGAAGAUUCUUCUGUCCCUCAGAGAAAUUAUUCGUGAGGAUGAGCCUUACUCCCGUGUCACUCUCCUGGAAUACCUCAAGCAACUGCACCCUCAUGAGUGGGACUGCUUUGUCAAAGACACUAAGAUCCUGGCCGACGAGACCUCUCAGUUCAAUGGCGAUGUCAACGAGAAGGGUGAGAAGGAUGCUCAGAAGAGCAAGAUCGAUGAUCUGCCUUUCUACUGCAUUGGUUUCAAGUCUGCGGCACCCGAGUACACUCUCCGAACUCGUAUCUGGGCUUCUCUCCGUUCCCAGACUCUCUACAGAACUAUCUCUGGUUUCAUGAACUACAGUCGUGCUAUCAAGCUGCUCUACCGUGUCGAGAACCCCGAAGUCGUUCAGAUGUUCGGUGGUAACUCGGAGAAGCUGGAGCGUGAGUUGGAGCGUAUGGCUCGUCGCAAGUUCCGUAUCUGUGUUUCUAUGCAACGUUACGCGAAGAUGACCAAGGAUGAGCGUGAGAACACCGAGUUCCUUCUGCGUGCCUACCCCGACCUCCAGAUUGCCUACCUUGAUGAGGAGCCCCCAGCCACCGAGGAUGAGGAGCCCCGCCUGUACUCCGCCUUGAUUGAUGGCCACUGUGAAAUCCUCGAGAACGGCAUGCGCAAGCCCAAGUUCAGAAUUCAGCUCUCUGGUAACCCGAUUCUUGGUGACGGAAAGUCUGACAACCAAAACCACGCCAUCAUCUUCUACCGCGGUGAAUACAUUCAAUUGAUUGACGCUAACCAGGAUAACUACCUGGAAGAGUGCUUGAAGAUUCGCAGCGUUUUGGCCGAGUUCGAGGAGCUGACCACGGACAACGUCUCGCCCUACACCCCUGGUAUCCCCUCACCUGAAACAACCCCUGUUGCCAUUCUUGGAGCUCGUGAAUACAUUUUCUCCGAGAACAUUGGUAUUCUGGGUGAUAUUGCUGCCUCCAAGGAACAAACGUUCGGUACCCUGUUUGCUCGUACUCUGGCUCAGAUUGGUGGUAAACUCCAUUACGGUCACCCCGAUUUCCUCAACGCUACUUUCAUGACAACUCGCGGUGGUGUCUCGAAGGCUCAGAAGGGUCUGCACUUGAACGAGGAUAUUUACGCCGGUAUGACCGCUCUCUUGCGUGGUGGUCGUAUUAAGCACUGCGAGUACUACCAGUGUGGUAAGGGUCGUGAUUUGGGUUUCGGUUCCGUUUUGAAUUUCACUACGAAAAUUGGUACUGGUAUGGGUGAACAGAUGUUGUCCCGAGAGUACUACUACCUUGGAACCCAACUGCCUCUCGAUCGCUUCCUUUCAUUCUACUAUGCUCACCCUGGUUUCCACAUCAACAACAUGUUCAUCAUGCUGUCUGUGCAAAUGUUCAUGAUCGUUUUGAUCAACCUGGGUGCCUUGAAGCACGAGACCAUCAUUUGCCGUUACAACUCCGAUCUGCCAGUCACUGACCCUCUGUUGCCUACCUACUGUGCUGAUCUUCACCCGAUCGUCAACUGGGUCAACCGUUGUGUUAUCUCCAUUUUCAUCGUGUUCUUCAUCUCCUUGGUUCCCCUCGCCGUGCAAGAAUUGACUGAGCGUGGUGUUUGGCGCAUGGCCACUCGUCUGGCGAAGCACUUUGGAUCCUUCUCAUUCAUGUUCGAGGUGUUCGUGUGUCAGAUUUACGCCCAGGCUGUGCACCAGAACUUGUCGUUCGGUGGUGCCCGGUACAUUGGUACAGGUCGUGGUUUCGCUACGGCUCGUAUUCCUUUCGGUGUGCUGUACUCGCGAUUCGCUGGUCCUUCCAUUUAUGCCGGAGCUCGUCUACUCAUGAUGUUGCUUUUCUCCACAUCAACUGUCUGGACACCGGCUCUGCUUUGGUUCUGGGUUUCCCUGCUGGCUUUGAUCAUCUCGCCCUUCCUCUUCAACCCUCACCAAUUUGCAUGGAACGACUUCUUCAUCGAUUACCGCGAUUACCUUCGUUGGCUCUCGCGAGGUAACUCCCGAUCGCACGCCUCGUCUUGGAUUGGUUUCUGCCGUCUGUCUCGCACCAGGCUUACCGGUUACAAGCGCAAGGUUCUCGGUGUUCCCUCUGAGAAGAACUCCGGCGACAUUCCCCGGGCUCGUUUCACGAACAUUUUCUUCAGUGAGAUUAUCGCCCCACUGGUCGUCGUCGCUGUUACCCUUGUCCCCUACCUGUUCAUCAACUCCCGGACCAUGUACAGCAACAGCGAUCUUUAUGCUCCCAACGCCGUCCUCCGUAUUGUCCUGUGUGCCUUGGCGCCUGUUGGCAUCAACGCUGGUGUUGCUGGCAUGUUCUUCGGCAUGGCUUGUUGUAUGGGUCCCCUGUUCAGCAUGUGCUGCAAGAAGUUUGGUUCUGUUUUGGCGGCUAUUGCCCAUGCCAUUGCCGUCAUCGUGCUCAUUAUCUUCUUCGAGGUCUUGUUCGUUUUGGAAUCCUUCAACUGGGCCAGAACCGCGUCCGGUCUCGUUGCCAUGAUGGCUAUCCAGCGCUUCAUCUACAAGCUGAUCAUUUCACUUUGUCUCACUCGUGAGUUCAAGCACGAUCAGUCCAACAUCGCUUGGUGGACUGGUAAAUGGUACAACAUGGGAUGGCACUCCAUGUCUCAACCCGGACGUGAGUUCCUGUGUAAGAUUACUGAGCUCGGCUACUUCGCCGCCGAUUUUGUUCUUGGCCACAUCAUCCUGUUCUUCAUGCUGCCUAUCCUUGCCGUCCCAUACGCGGACAAGUUCCACUCCGUCACCCUAUUCUGGCUUCGUCCCAGUCGUCAAAUCCGCCCUCCUAUCUAUUCCUUGAAGCAGUCCAAGCUGCGUAAGAGACGUGUGGUUCGUUUCGCCAUUCUCUACUUCGCCAUGCUUGUUCUUUUCAUUGUCCUCCUCGUGGCGCCAAUUAUCCUUCACAACAUGUCUAGCAUCUCCAAGCCUAUGCUCACUUCGCUCUGGAGCGCAAUCGGUGUCAACGGUAAGAACAGCCAGAUGUUAUACCUUCUGCAGCCCAUGGACAAGGGAUUGAACGAUACCGUCUCCUACUAUACCGGUAGCAACUUGCCGGAUGGCUACAAGCCUGUUUCCACCGACGCUCAACCCGCUACUACUGGUGAUUCUGCUACCUACGUUCGGAGGAUGAUUUGA